CAAUGUUAGCGGCUAAGCUCAGCACGUCUAGCAUUUCCACGUUAUGUUAUCAAGACAUUGACGUGCGAUUUUUCUCUUUCUCCUUUUGGUUAAUUCAAUGGUAUUGCCGAGUAAAAAGAAAACUAACUUGAAUUCGACUUCAAAAUCAAAGAAAUCCGCAACCAAGAAAACCCAAUCGAAAGCAGUUAAAGGACCCAAACAACCAGCUAGCCAGGAGAUUGACUCUAAAGUUAAAAGAGAAGGAAAGAAAGUAUUACUGCACCUCAGCCGCAUGAAGAUCAAGUCACUACCCGAUGAAGUCCGCAAGAUUAAAGACGCCAGCGAGCUCUACUUGGACCGCAACUUGAUCGAAACUUUGCCCAAGUUCAUGGCAGAGUUCAAAACCCUCACUGUUUUGGAUCUGCACAGCAACAAUCUGAAAACAAUGCCCCUCAUCAUCACGUGUCUUCCACACCUGAGGGUGCUCAACCUGUGCGACAACCACCUGACCUCCAUCCCGCCAGAAAUCGGCCAGCUCACCAAACUCCGGGAGCUCUACCUGGGCCUCAACAAGCUGAAGUCAGUUCCUAGCCAGAUCUGUAGCCUGAAGCAGCUCCAGCGGAUCGGCCUGUCUGACAACAAAUUUGUCCGUGUUCCGAAAUGUCUUCGGCAGUUCAAGCAGCUGGUGGCCAUAAACUUCAAAGGGAACCCUUUUCUCAAUGUUACCAUCAAAGAGUGUGCACCCAUGCGGCCAAAAGGCAUGCUGGUGAUCAGGGAGAGUGUUCUGUGCCGCACGUGCCAGAGCAUGUGCCAGAGCUUCCGUGAGAGACUGGAAAAUGCCCAAACAGUGCCGUCCAUCCAAACAAGAAAUGACUCAUCGAUCAACGACCGAGUGAACACACUGCUGCGACAGCUUCAAUUAGCGCCCAGGAAAUGAUGACAGGUUGACAGCCAGGAAAGAGUUAUUGAGCCACGCACGCUCCACACUGACCAGUCAAACUAAUGCGCGACACCGCUCCAAGAUCUCUGGCGCAUGAAAAUGAACUGAUGUGGGAUCCGAAACCCUAGCAGAUGGUUUGCAGUAGAGCAGACACUUGAAUUCUCCUAAAAUCGACUGAAAUACUGGAUGACUCACAUCCCAGACCUUUUUGGGGAACUAAAGAGGAUCUGAAGCCAUGUUGUUUUCACAAAGACUUGCCAGGGAAAGUGUAUGCCUGCCCAUGCAUGUCAUGCUUACUUUGAUGCAUGUAAAAUACAGAACUGUAUAUAAUAUCAGGCUAUGUGUCUGUGAGCUGUAUAGUGUUAGUCUGUUUGGUUGUCAAUGAACCACAGAUGAACGUAUAAAAUGUAUUUUAAAUAAAUUAUUGUGUCUAUGAAAGAUGUGACGUCAUCAGCCCCAUACUCUGAUGUAACUGUAAAAAGUAUAAUUCUGUUUCAUGAUUCACUGUUGAAAUUUUUAUUUUGCUACUCCUAAGAUGUUGGUAAACGUGUUCAUUUAGAACUCUUCUGAAUGUAAAAUUCAGUUUUUUUACAUCUGAAAUAUGCAAAGACGUUUGUAAAGUUAAGUCCAAAAGCAAGCAAAUAAAAAAAAAAACAACGGCGGAAACCAGCAAACACUUCUGUAGCAUGAAAUUUUGACAUUGGGAAAGCUGACUUUUGCAUCCUAUACUGACGCCAAAGGCAGCCUUCAGCGUUGCAUGUUGACGCAGUACGUUUUCAUUUGAUGCACAUGUACCGACAUCUGCGGCUGGAUGACAAGUAAAAAAAUAAACAGAGUUUGGGGUUAGCUAUGCCAUUGGGAUGGGAUGGAUGGAUGCGGGCACAACGCGGGAAGGAAAAUGUUUUCUUUUUGUUUUUUUUUAAUUCAAUGAAAUGUCUGAAAUUUCUGCAUCGACAUGCAACGCUGAAGGCUGCUUUUGUUGUCAGUGUAGGACGCAAAAGUCCAAUUUCCCAACAUCAAUAUGUUGGCAUGGGUUGGCAAAUCAGAACAAGCAUGUCUGCGCAGUAUACAUUUCACAUAGGGCUGCAACCAAUGACUAUUUUAAUAGUCAACUAGUCGCCUUCUUAGC
Molecule: messenger RNA, 2048 nt
Organism: Synchiropus splendidus (mandarinfish)
Lineage: Eukaryota; Metazoa; Chordata; Actinopteri; Syngnathiformes; Callionymidae
Gene: lrrc18b
Product: leucine rich repeat containing 18b
Exons: 4
Coding region: 98-916 (272 amino acids)
Molecular function (GO): protein binding
Source: RefSeq, a predicted model, not a curated record